AUGACGCAAAGAGAGGACAGCUAUAAGUUCGAGUUCGGACGCAUCAAAGCUCUUCAGGAGGAAAGACUACACAUCCAGAAGAAGACGUUCACAAAAUGGACCAAUUCUUUCCUUCAAAAGGCCCGUAUGGAAGUGGACGACGUCUUUACAGACCUAUCGGACGGCAAAAAAUUACUCAAACUUUUAGAAAUAAUAAGCGGCGAAAAAGUGGGAAAACCAAAUAAUGGCAAAAUGCGAGUCCACAAGAUUGAAAAUGUCAACAAAAGUUUGGCUUUUCUUCACACAAAGGUCCGAUUGGAAAGUAUCGGAGCCGAGGAUAUUGUUGACGGAAAUAAAAGACUAAUAUUGGGUCUGUUGUGGACAAUAAUACUUCGGUUUCAAAUCCAAGACAUUGAGAUACAAGUGGAUGAAGAGAGCUCUGAGAAAAAGCACGCAAAGGAAGCGCUACUGCUUUGGUGCCAAAGGAAAACCUCAGGCUAUCCUUAUGUAGACAUUCGCGACUUCACACAGAGUUGGCGGUCGGGUAUGGCUUUCAAUGCCCUCAUUCACGCCCAUCGACCAGACCUUAUCAACUAUAACGCCUUAAACCCCAACAAUCCGAUCGAUACGCUUAACAAUGCCUUCGAAGUCGCGCAAAAAGAUUUAGGCGUCUCUAAGCUGUUGGACGCCGAAGACGUGGACACAGCAAAGCCCGACGAAAAAUCUGUUUUGACUUACGUUUCGUCAUAUUAUCACACAUUUGCCAAAAUGAAUAGUGAGAUGAAAGGCGGCCGAAGAAUCGCUAAUAUAAUCGCCCAAUUGAUUGAUGUCGAUAGGGAUCAACUCAAUUACGAGAUGUUUACCACCUUAAAUGAGUUAACCUAUGAGAGGUCCGAAAUAGAAGUGCUUCUGUUUAAGAUUCAAACACAGAUGAAGUCUUUGGGCCAACCGUUGUAUUCGCCACCGGAAGGCAAACUCGUUCAGGACAUUGAAAAGUCUUGGACUGCACUCGAAAAGGCCGAAUACCGGCGGGAAGUGGUCUUACGUGAAGAGUUGUUACGUUUGGAAAAAUUAGAAAAUCUCGCCUUUAGUUUCGAAAGGAAAAGCGUUUUAAGAGAAGGAUAUCUGAAAGAAAUGAUUCAAGUGUUGAGUGAUCCCCGAUAUGGUAGUCAUUUGACACAAGUCGAGGCAACCGUCAAAAAACAUGAAGCAAUCAGUGCUGACAUUAUGGCCAGAAAUGAACGCUUCAAGAGCUUAUCAGUGAUGGCACAGGAGUUGAUUGACGGCAACUAUCAUAGCAGUGAUGCCAUCAAACAAAGGGAACAAAAUAUUACAUAUCAAUGGCAACAACUCCUGGAACUACUUCAACGACACCAAAACAAUCUCAACACUGCCUCCAGUUUUAUGUCUUCUCUUCGAGAAGUGGAGACAAUUAGAAAUGAGAUCAAAGAAAUGGAGACAUCUCUCACUUCUGAUGCCAAUGUUGUGGUGAAUCAUCUGUUGGCUGUCGAGGAUCUGCUCCAAAGACAUACACUGAUUGAAGCGCACGUGUCAUCACAGGGAGAGACGAUUCGCAAACUCAAUAAUAUUUCUACUAAUUUAACGAAAAGCGAUAAAAAGCAGAGCAUUUCGGACGCCAUCGAAAUCAUCGGCAAAGAGGCGCCACUUCUGGUCAAAGGAUUGGAGUCUUUAAACAACGAAUACUCGAAACUCAAAGAGUUAUUAAAACUGAAACGAUUGAAAUUAGAAGAACUUCGAGCUUAUUAUCAGUUCGUUCAGGACGUCGAAGAAGAAGAGGCGACUCUUAGCGAAAGACAACGUAUAUGUCAAGCGAUUCUUCCCUCCAAAGACCUUUUGGCAGUCAUUUCAUUACAACAAAAGCACAGCGUUUUGGAGACUGAAAUCAAAGCCUAUAAGAAUCGACUGAAGAAAGUGAUAGACAGUGGAGAACAACUAAUUGCCGCUAAACAUCCGGAAAGUGCGGACAUUAAGGUUAGAAUCAAUAAUUUGACGCAACAAUUGGAUCGAUUGCAUGAAUUGGCGGAUCAAAAGACUAAGCAAUUGUCGGAUGCGAUGGAAGCGUUUCAAUACCACACCGACGCCAAUGAAGCCGAGUCUUGGAUGAAAGAAAAGAGUCAAUUAGUGACCUCCGAAGACUACGGGAAGGACGAGCCCUCAGCUCUGGCUCUUCUGCAAAGACAUUCUCGUCUGGAGAGUGAGAUCAGCGCCUAUGAGAAUGACAUCAAACGUCUUAACACACAGUCCGACAAAAUGCUUAAAUCGGGAAUCGCUUCGCUAUUUAUGAUAUGCGGCGACGCCUUCUCCGCGGCCACCGCUGCCGGCGCUGGAGAUAUGGAUGACAUGAACGGAACCGAAGAAUGGGUCGAAGAAUUAGUCGAGAAAGAGGUCGUCCAGGAAGUGGUGGAAGAGUUGCGAAUACCGCAAGUGAUGGCGUUAUACCCGUUCUCAGGUCAGGACAACUUCGUUGUGGCCAAAGGGGAGAAUCUGGUUCUGCUUCAGAAGACCAACAAUGACUGGUGGAGUGUUCGCAAAGACAGGGAGAGAAAGGAUGGCUUCGUUCCCGCAAAUUAUGUCAAAGAAGUUGAACCAAAAAUUGUCAAAAAACACGUCAAAAAACCGAUUAAAAUAUGGGAAAAACAAAAAGUGAAAAAAUUUGUGAACAAAAAAGCGAAGAAACAAAACAAGAGAAACAGUAAACGAAGGCUUAGUAUCAUAUGUGACGCCGAAAGUGUGGAACAGAGGAAGAAAAACAUUAAUUCUUCGUUUGAAGAACUGAUCGAUUCGUGUAAAACGAGACGACAAUACUUGGAGGACGCGAUCCAACUCUUCCGCUUUAACCGUGAAUGCGAUGCAUUCGAGUCGUGGAUCAAAGACACGGAAAGUGCAAUAUUGGACACAACGAGACUCUAUCAGCAGCAGAAGAGUCAACAACAAGACCUCACGGAUCCCAUCGAGAAGUUGAGAAAAAAGUUUGAGAACUUUAUCACUGAAUUGUCGGCCAAUCGGUCAAGACUUGACGAAAUUGAUCGCUUGGCCGAUGAGUUCACGUGCGGAAGAGCUCAACACUACUCAUCAGUAAUAAAACAAAGACAAACUCAGAUCCAAAAGAAAUGGGAAAAACUAAACCGAUUGAUGACAGAACUCGGGAAGAAUGUCGAAGGAUUGACAACCGUUGAGAUGUUCAACAAUACGUGCGACGAAACGGCCGAAUGGAUGUCAGAGAAGUUGGACAAAAUCGACGUCAGGGGAGACUUCGGCAAAGACCUCAAGACUGUUCAGGCACUCCAUCGCAGACACGACAACAUCGAGCGAGAGUUGGCUGCAGUCGAAGAGAAGUUCAAUAAAGUGAACCUUUUGGCCGAUUCUGUCAAGAAUUCAUAUCCGACUGAAAGGAAUAAUGUGUCGAUUCGUCAGAAAGAAUUGGCAAACAUUUGGGAGAGGGUUAAGGAAAAGGCUAACGAAAGGCGCGCCAAACUCGAUGAAUCUCUCGGUCUUCAGGUUCUCAAGAAUUCUGCCAAUGAUUUACUCAAUUGGAUUCGAAGAGAUGUCAAACAGAGUCUAAACAGCGAUGACGUAAAUGUGGCCAAAGAUGUGGCGACAGUCGAGCACUUGAUUGAAAAACAUGAAGACUUAGGCAAAGAGAUCGCCGCACAUAACGACGAGUUCAAUGAUUUGCGACUUUUGGCCAAACAAUUAAUCAAACAAAUGGGAAGCGAAGAAGUUUUGCCGAUACUUAACGAACUCAAUGAAGAACAAGAAACCAUUCAUAUUGGAUGGCAGGAGAAGAAUAAUUGGUUGAGACAAUGCAAAGACCUAAUGAUCUUCAACCAAGAGGCGGACCAAUUGGACACAUUAACGAACUCUCACUUGACUUUCUUGGAGUUCAAUGAUUUGGGAGAGACAUUAGAUUCAGUGUAUGGUUUGCAGAAAAGACACGAGAAUUUCAUCGCCUCGUUGUUAGCGAACGACGAAAGACUGCAUUUGUUUGGAGAUAUGGCCGACAAACUGAUUGACGCCAAACAUUACGAUUCAGACAACAUUCAGAUGAGACGCAAACAAGUGAUCGAUCGGAGGGUUAGUGUGAAGGAGAGGGCACUCGAGAGGACACGAGUGCUCAACGAUGCGCUCAACUAUCAGGAGCUGAGAGCAGAUGUGGAGGACUUCCAGAGUUGGUGUUACCAUAAGAAGAAGAUUGCGAGCGACGAGUCGUACAAAGAGUUGCAGAAUAUGGAGAGAAAAGUUCAAAAACACUUAGCAUUUGAGGCAGAAUUGGCCGCAAAUCAGUCGCGACUCACGGCUAUCAACGCCAGGGCUCGAGACCUCAUCUCUUCGUCACAUUUUGCCGCCGAAGCCAUCGAAGCGAUGGUGAAGUCUAUUAACGAUCAGUGGAUGUCAUUGUUUGCGUUGACGUCAAGUCGUGGCCAACACUUACGUCAGGCGUCGUCUCAAUUGGAUUACAACCAAAGUGUGGAAAGAGCUAAACAACGAUUGGCUGAACUCAACAAAAGUGUCACAUCUGUUCAAAUGGGAACAGAUCUGCGAAGUUGUAAGGAAUUGAUCCAAAAGCACAACUCGUGCGAAGUGGAGGUGAAGACGUGGGAGAAGAAGAUGCAAGAGUUGAUCCAAAGGGGCCAAGAGAUGGCCGAAACCCAUUUCGACGGCCAAAACAUUGUGCAGACGUGUUAUGCAGUGAACGAGAGUUUGUCUCAAAUGAAGAGUCCGUUAGAGGAGAGAAGAGUCCGACUCUUGGAGUCGUUUAAGUUCUAUGAGUUUGAGUUUGAGAUCAAUGCAGAACUUCAGUGGAUUCGAGAACACUAUCCGUCGGCCAAAUCGCGAACCGUUGGACACAAUCUGACGGACGCUCAGAAUGUGAUGAAGAAGUGGAAGCAAAACCUCGAGAUGCAGACGUGUUAUGCAGUGAACGAGAGUUUGUCUCAAAUGAAGAGUCCGUUAGAGGAGAGAAGAGUCCGACUCUUGGAGUCGUUUAAGUUCUAUGAGUUUGAGUUUGAGAUCAAUGCAGAACUUCAAUGGAUUCGAGAACACUAUCCGUCGGCCAAAUCGCGAACCGUUGGACACAAUCUGACGGACGCUCAGAAUGUGAUGAAGAAGUGGAAGCAAAACCUCGAGCGAGAAGUGUUGGGACACGAGUGUAAGAUCCAGAAGACAUUGACAAAGGGCGCAGAACUGGUCCAACAGAAGCACUUCCGGAGCGACAGUAUCGACAAAGAGUGCCACCAGUUGUCCGAGAGUUGGACUCAAUUGAAACAAUUGGUUUCGGAGCGCAAGAAGUUGUUGGAGAUAUCGCUCCAAAUGCAACACUUGUUGUCCGAAGCGAAUGAAGUCGAGUCGUGGAUGAAUGAGAGGUUCAAUGUUAUGAACAGCAAUGACUUGGGAACGCUGUUUUCAGAAACUUGUGUAUUAUCUGCGAUACCCAACACAUCAGUCAAUACUUUCUUCGUUAGGUUGUGUUGA
Messenger RNA from Medioppia subpectinata, 5472 nucleotides. The record is from the annotation of a GenBank genome assembly. Lineage: Eukaryota; Metazoa; Arthropoda; Arachnida; Sarcoptiformes; Oppiidae.